CAUUUUUUUCCUACUUUAGGAGAAACAAUGAGAAUUGCCUCUUCAGAGUUUGCAGACGACCCGUGCUCCUCAGUGAAGCGGGGCACCAUGGUGCGGGCUGCUCGUGCCUUGCUUUCUGCUGUUACCCGCUUGCUCAUCCUGGCUGAUAUGGCGGAUGUCAUGAGGCUUCUGUCACAUCUGAAAAUUGUAGAGGAAGCACUAGAAGCAGUGAAAAAUGCGACGAAUGAACAAGAUCUAGCAAAUCGCUUUAAAGAAUUUGGAAAAGAGAUGGUGAAACUGAAUUACGUAGCUGCGCGACGACAGCAGGAGCUGAAAGAUCCUCACUGCAGGGAUGAAAUGGCUGCAGCUCGAGGUGCUCUGAAGAAGAAUGCCACAAUGUUGUAUACUGCAUCCCAAGCAUUUCUUCGUCACCCUGACGUUGCAGCCACUAGGGCCAACAGAGACUAUGUCUUCAAACAAGUUCAAGAAGCAAUUGCUGGUAUCUCCAACGCUGCUCAGGCCACCUCACCCACUGAUGAAAACAAGGGGCAUACUGGCAUAGGAGAGCUUGCUGCUGCACUAAAUGAAUUUGAUGUGAGUAUCAUAAGUGUAUGGAAAAUGAAAUGUUUUACCAUGGAAUCUACAGUGCUUUUAAAAGUGCGUUUUAGACAGGACUCACAUUUUUCUUUUCAUUCAGGUCUUAGAAUGCAGAGGUAAAGUGCAGAUGUUGAU
Molecule: messenger RNA, 711 nt
Organism: Meleagris gallopavo (turkey)
Lineage: Eukaryota; Metazoa; Chordata; Aves; Galliformes; Phasianidae
Source: RefSeq, a predicted model, not a curated record